AUGGGCUUCAACCUCGCGCCGUCGUCGAGCAAGGGCAUGAACGAUAUUCCCCGCAGCGCACGCUUCCUCUUUUCCGGGCCGCCGCCGAAGCGCGAGAAGCACGAAAAGGAAAAGGAGGCGAUGCGCAUCCGCCCCAACGAGCGCCUAAGCGACUUUAACCAGCGUGUCGAGAGCGCGUUUUCGUCGGAUAUCAAUGCUACGAUGCGCCGCGAGAAUAGGUCCGAGUCGAAUACCAAGAAGCGCGCACGGAGGCGUGAGCUUCUCAAGGCCAAGAAGCGCAAGGCGGAUCCGGAGCAGGCGCACGAGGAGGCCGCCGCAGACUGGAAGCGUGCAGCCGCAUCGCGCUCGCUGCACGACGUUGCGCAGGCGCCGCCGACACUGACCGUGCGCCCGAAAGAACGCAAGAAGCCGCUCAUGGCCGUCGAGGCACAGGCAGCUGCACGCCCGAAGCCGUCGCUCGCUCGGCAGCGUAUUCUGGACGAGGAGCGGACGCGCGCCGUGCAGCAGUACCGUGCGCUGAAGAAGGACGGCGCGCAAAAGGAGGAUCUGUACGAGUAG
Molecule: messenger RNA, 558 nt
Organism: Malassezia japonica
Lineage: Eukaryota; Fungi; Basidiomycota; Malasseziomycetes; Malasseziales; Malasseziaceae
Exons: 1
Coding region: 1-558 (185 amino acids)
Cellular component (GO): nucleus
Source: RefSeq, a predicted model, not a curated record